Monopterus albus (swamp eel) is the source of this 2065-nucleotide messenger RNA. RefSeq names its product netrin-G1-like. The record is from RefSeq and is a predicted model, not a curated record. Gene Ontology annotation, biological process: axonogenesis; tissue development; animal organ morphogenesis. NCBI's taxonomy places the organism in Eukaryota, Metazoa, Chordata, Actinopteri, Synbranchiformes, Synbranchidae. The transcript is spliced from 6 exons. Bases 1 to 975 code for a protein of 324 amino acids.
AUGGCUGACAUGUCCCUGGUGUCCUAUGUGCCAAAGAAAGGCAAGAAUGUUCUUCUGAUGAGUACAUUGCACAGGAAUGGGAAAAUCUGUGGCCAAAAACCACAGAUCAUCAUGGACUACAGUGCCACAAAAGGAGGGGUGGACAACAUGGACAAGCUGGUGACUGCUUACAGCUGCAAGAGGACACUACGCUGGCCACUGGUGAUUGUCUUUGACAUGUGCAAGUGCAAUCUUCAUGCCAACACCUGUGUAUUUGACAAAGAGAAGCUGAGCUGCGAGUGUGAACACAAUACGACUGGGCCUGACUGUGGCCGCUGUAAGAGGAAUUAUCAGGGACGAGCAUGGAGUGCUGGCUCCUACCUGCCCAUUCCCAAGGGCACGGCUAAUGUCUGUAUUUCUAAUAACAUCGGUCCAGUUAACUGUGAAUGCUUCAGCCACUCCAACCGAUGCAGCUACAUUGAGCUGCUAAAUACCGUCAUUUGCGUGAGCUGUAAGCACAACACUAGGGGCCAGCACUGCCAGCUAUGCAAGCUGGGCUACUACCGCAAUGCCUCAGCAGAACUGGAUGAUGAAAAAGUGUGCAUAGAGUGUAAUUGUAAUCCAGCUGGCUCCGUCAGUGAACACUGUAAUGCCACAGGAUUUUGUGUAUGUAAGAAGGGCGCUACAGGGCCUAAGUGUCAGGAGUGUCUACCCGGCUAUUUGUGGGACAAUGGCUGCAAAUCCCAGGUGUGUGACAACGAACUCAUGCGCUGCCAAAAUGGUGGAGUCUGUGUCAGCAAUGUCCACUGCAGGUGUCCUUCAGCCUACACAGGCCUACUGUGUGAGAAGCGCCGCUGCGAGCCGGAGCUGGGGGGCUGCAGGGACCCUAACUCAGGCCAGGGCCCCUUGAUGCCUUCAUCCUUCCUCAGGAUGGUGCUGCUACUGCUGGGUUCAGCACUGCUGAGAGAGUCCAUCUGCUGGCCUGUCAUGCUCUAAAAAGACUCAUGAUCUGGUGGAAGCGAUGCAUUUGGCACCACCUCCACCCUUACCCUCCCACCCCUUUCAAAUGAUCAACAAACGUUAAACAAGAACAGCUAUGAGCUUAGUGUACUGAGCUUCUGCCAGACGUGGCAACUAGAGCUGAUGAAAAAGGAAUGAGACAAAUGAGUGCAAAGACUUCAUUUAAUUUCAAGAAUUAUGCUGUAUAGAAAUGGAAAAACAUGCCUGUAAGAAUGCCAGACAUGAUUUAAAAAACAGAGAAACUUGUCUAAUAAGAGUAGGUGCAAAGAACAGUAGAACUCCCUGCCCCUAUAAGCCAUACCAGCUAUCUGAGCUCCUUUGACUUUGAGAAGGGAAAAAUGAAGAUUGACUUGUUCACUUCCUUUUUCACUGUCACAGCAACAGCAGCUGUGACCAGUCAGCUCUUGUGCAAGCUGACAAUGGCUGCUGAUCCCCCAGAGUGCUUCUGUGAGUUAAUUUUGGCUGAACUGAUGCUGAAAUAAAAGAAAUCUCAUAGAAAUCGUCCCCACUGAAUGGCAAAGACUGGCAAAGGAGGGGGGAACACAGAAAUCAUUCUUUGCUGUCAGUGCAUUGUGGACAGAGAGAAAUCUGCCCUGACACACAGACUCAUCUCAAUCCCUCUCCAGUUUUCAGUCCCUCCAUUUAGCACUGUCUCAUCUUCCCUCCCUGUCCCUCCUUGCCAUGCCGCCUGGCCUGUGCUUUUGUAACAUUACUGUAUAACCUUGUUGGUUGAAAGAAUUUGUCUGAUGUUAGUGAUGCACACAUGUAAGAAGCACCCCCCUUCCCUCUUCCAAAAAGAAACUCCAAUACCUCCAGGGGUGGUAUUUAGGAUUUUUCGCCUAACUGUGAUUGAAAGAUGGUGACCUUUAUUAAGACAUUCCGAUGGAGAUGCAGAUGUCUAUGGUUUUCUUUUCUAUCUCGUGCAUUCACAUUUUACUUGUUUGUUUUGUUUAUUUGUUUACACUACAUUUUAGUUGUGCAGUUGGUUAUCCUUUGUAUUGGCAAUGUGCUGGCAUCAAAGGAUAUCAGUUUACACAUACAUAUUAAUAAAGUCUAAUAAAAUUCC